Messenger RNA from Echinostoma caproni, 228 nucleotides. The record is from the annotation of a GenBank genome assembly. NCBI's taxonomy places the organism in Eukaryota, Metazoa, Platyhelminthes, Trematoda, Plagiorchiida, Echinostomatidae.
AUGGAAUACUCGUUAGAAGAACAACACUUAUUGACCAAUAUGACAUUUGGAAACCUUUGGUUAACGGACCCGGAAUUUGCCAACUGGAUCCAUCCGCAUUGGCGCCGAUUCACCCCGCCAGAUCCAAUCUACAACUACCUGGUCGGUAUUUAUGUCGGCCUUAUGGGUGUGAUCGGAAUUGGUGGGAAUUUGGUCACCAUUAUUCUGUUCAUUGUGUACNUAUACUGA